Molecule: messenger RNA, 2586 nt
Organism: Acanthopagrus latus (yellowfin seabream)
Lineage: Eukaryota; Metazoa; Chordata; Actinopteri; Spariformes; Sparidae
Gene: nme9
Product: NME/NM23 family member 9
Exons: 17
Coding region: 413-2371 (652 amino acids)
Biological process (GO): GTP biosynthetic process; UTP biosynthetic process; CTP biosynthetic process
Molecular function (GO): nucleoside diphosphate kinase activity
Source: RefSeq, a predicted model, not a curated record
CAUUUAAAGAGCGUAGAAGAAGAAUUGUUGCUUCCUUUAUGAGAUAAACUAACCUAACCCAGCUGCGUCGCAAUAAAAUCAAUAUCUGCCUGUCUCGGCAUUAAUAGAUAGCAACGCAAGCUAAGAAACCUAACAUGAUGAAUUAAGGAAGUGUAGUUACUUGACUCUGUUGAUGGAACCCUGGCCGAUUCCUGCGCUGGCACCGGAAGGCGGAAAGCCCCGUUGCCUAGCAACCGUGGGGUAAAACAAGCGCGAGCAGCAUCUGAGGAGUUUGCUUAUGUGACUUGAUAGCACCGUUAAUGUCGUUUAUUAAACUUAUAACGUUAAGCAGAUACAACUAAACAGAAGCUUGCCUUUUAAUUAUCGCUUGGGCCCUUUGAGAUAUACCCAUUUAUUUUGAAGUGCUAAUAGAAUGGCAGGCAAGAAGAAAGAAGCAAGUCUGCAGGCGUCUGUCACAAACCAAGAGCAGUGGGAGGAGAUGCUGGCAACGAAAGGUCUGACAGUUGUAGAUGUGUACCAACAGUGGUGUGGUCCCUGUCGAGCAGUUGUUAGUCUCCUGCGAAAAAUAAAGAACGAGUUGGGAGAUGACCUAUUACAUUUGGCCACAGCCGAGGCGGACAGCGUUGAGGCUCUGGAGAAAUAUCGUGGGAAGUGUGAGCCCACCUUCCUUUUCUAUGGGGGUGGGGAGCUGGUGGCUGUGCUGCGAGGGGCUAACGCUCCUUUCCUUCAGAGGAUGAUUGUAGAGGAACUGGCCAAGGAGAAGUCGGUCCUGGAGCAAGGUGGUGAACGCCAAGUGGUUAAAGAUGAAGGUCUGGUGGACAAUGAGAAAAAUGAGGAUGAGGAGACGCCUCAGGAGGCAGAAAAUGAAGACAGCAUAAUUGUUCCUGCCAGUAAAUCCUACACGAUCGCCAUCAUCAAACCAGAUGCUGUUGCUCACGGCAAGGCAAAUGAGAUCAUUAUGAAGAUUCAAGAUGCUGGCUUUGAGAUCUUGGCCCACGAGGAACGCACGCUGACUGAGAUCGAGGCUCGAGAUUUUUAUCAGCACAGAGCAGGAGAGGCUUCCUUUGGGGACUUGGUGCAGUUCAUGUCCAGUGGUCCCUCCCAUGUUCUGGUACUCUCUCAGGUCGAGGGCUCAGCCAAUGUUAUACCAGCAUGGCGUGAGUUUAUUGGCCCAGCAGACAUAGAGGAGGCGAGGAGAGAACGGCCAGAAAGCUUGCGGGCACAAUACGGCACACAGACACUGUUCAACGCAGUGCACGGUAGUGAGGACAUCGACCAGGCCAGCAGGGAGCUCGCCUUCUUCUUCCCCAACUUUAGGACGGCCUCGGUAACGGAGCAGGAUGGGGAGGAAAAGCGUGUGGAGAGGACACUGGCUCUUAUCCGGCCUGACGUUGCCAGAGAGAACAGAGAAGAGAUCCUGGCACAGAUCCACCAGUCUGGCUUUGCUGUGGCUCUCCAGAGAGAGGUGAUGUUGACAGAGGAACAGGUCAGACAGUUUUACAUCCAACAUGUUGAAGAGGACUACUUCCCUGCACUGCUUCAGAGCAUGACCAGUGGACCAGUGCUGGCUUUGGCUUUAUGCAGAACGGGGGCUGUCCAUCAUUGGAAGAACAUGCUUGGUCCAUCUGAUGUUAAUAAAGCCAGAGAGGAGAAUCCUGAAUGUUUAAGGGCUCAGUUUGCUGUGGAGAACGAGCCAAUCAACCAGCUACAUGGCAGCGCAAACCACGAAGAGGCAGAACGAGAGAUCAGCUUCUUCUUCCCUAAAGAGAAAACCCUGGCAGUGAUCAAACCUGAUGCCAUGGAGGAACACAGAGAGAAGAUUUUGGAGGAGAUCCGUGGCAGCGGUUUCUCUGUAACCCAGCUGAGAGAGACGGUGCUGUCAAGGGAGAUGGCCGAGGAGUUUUACAAAGAGCACAGAGAGAAACCUUUCUUCAGCCAGCUGGUGGAAUUCAUGUGUCGCGGGCCCUGUCUGAUGCUCAUCCUGACUAAAGAAAAUGCAGUGAAAGAGUGGAGGGCCAUGAUGGGCCCAACAGACCCUGACCAAGCUAAGGAGACAUCCCCAAACUCUCUGAGGGCCCGGUUUGCCUCCGAUAUCCUCCACAACUCUGUCCACGGCUCCUCCAAUGAGCAGCAUGCGGAAGAGAAGAUCCGUUUCAUCUUCGGCGACAUCUGCUCAGACACAGAGCUCACCACUGAUGGAGAGACUGACUCGACAAUUUUAGCAAAAGAACAAGAUUUUUCUGCGGAUGAAAACACAGAAAUGUCAAGAUCUACAACUCAAGAAAGUUCCGAUAGCCAUCAUCAACGACAUGAAGGUGACCCAGAUAAUUUAAAUCUUUUGACAGAUGGGAGUGAUGAUCCAGAGCAGUGAUUCAAGAAACUGAAUUAACCACCACUACAGGUUUAUUCUGUGAGAGUAUGGGGGAAACACUGUCACCACAUAAAUCAUGAAGUAAACAAGAUGACACUUAAAAGAACAUCUUGAUCAGCUUCAUCUGCUGUCAUGCUGUGACGAUAUGACUGCAACUGAUUAGGGUUUGAUUUUUUAAUGCGGUAGCUGAACAACUGAAAAUAAAUCAGUCUAGA